Gymnodraco acuticeps is the source of this 803-nucleotide messenger RNA. Its product is annotated as calcium-dependent secretion activator 2-like. Gene Ontology annotation, cellular component: glutamatergic synapse. The record is from RefSeq and is a predicted model, not a curated record. NCBI's taxonomy places the organism in Eukaryota, Metazoa, Chordata, Actinopteri, Perciformes, Bathydraconidae. Gene Ontology annotation, biological process: synaptic vesicle exocytosis; dense core granule exocytosis; positive regulation of exocytosis.
CUCACCUGUGCAAUGCCACGUUCCACAAACACCUGCAGGACCUGUUUGUGCCGCUGGUCGUUCGAUACAUCGACCUGAUGGAGUCGUCCAUCGCUCAGUCCAUCCACCGCGGCUUCGAGCAGGAGACCUGGCAGUCCGUCAAGUCGCUCACUAACAAUCUAGCCAGCGUUCCUCUCCCCAAAGUCCCCAGCCUCCCUCUCUCGCUGCCUCAGAUGCCGAGCUUCUCUGCCCCCGCCUGGAUGGGACCGCUGUGUGAGAGCACCUUGCAUGGGUUGAAUCUACCUGACAUCUUUAACGGCUCGGCCACCGCGGAGGAUUUGUUCUGGAAGCUGGACGCUCUGCAGUCGUUCGUGCUCGACCUCCAUUGGCCGGAGCCGGAGUUCGCCAAACAUCUGGAGCAGAGGCUGAAGCUGAUGGCCAGCGACAUGAUGGAGGCCUGCGUCAAGAGAACAAAAUCUGCGUUUGAUGCCAAAAUGCAGAAGGCGUGUAAGUCGACGGACUUCAGGGUGCCGCUGGCCGUCUGCACGAUGUUCAACGUGCUGAUGGACGCCAAGAAGCAGUGCUCCAAACUCUGCGUGCUGGACACUGGCCAGGAGAUUGACAAACAAUGGCAACAAUACCACUCCAAAAUCGAUGUUCUGAUCGACGAGGCGUUCAAAGACAUGCUUUCCUCCCUGGUCACAAAGUUCGCCGCUGUUUUAGACGGCGUCCUCUCCAAACUCUCCAGAUACGACGAAGGCACAUUCUUCUCUUCGAUCCUCUCCUUCACAGUGAAAGCAGCUGCCAAAUAUGUGGAGGUCCCC